ACCGCGAAAAAAAAAGAAAAAUCCGAAAUGGCCGCUACUAGUGGCCUUGGCCUCUCCACCUCUUUCCUCCCCGGCCACGACACGCUCCUCCGGCGCCGGCGCCGGCGGCCGGCGAGCCCCGCAGCCGCGUCGUUCCGGCCGGUGAAGGCGGAGCUCGGCGGCGUCGCGACGGCGCUGGGGCGGCAGCUGGUGGAGGCGGUGGGCGUGGGGCUCCCCUGCACCGUCAUGCAGUGCGGCGACGUCAUCUACCGCAGCACGCUGCCCCACAACGACGGGCUCACCAUCACGGCCCCCGGCGUCGCGCUCGCUCUCGCCGCCGUGUCGUACCUCUGGGCCACACCCGGCGUGGCGCCGGGGUUCUUCGACAUGUUCGUGCUCGCCUUCGCCGAGCGCCUCUUCCGCCCUACCUUUCGCAAGGACGACUUCGUGCUCGGGAAAAAGCUUGGGGAGGGCGCGUUCGGGGUUGUGUGCAAGGCGUCACUCGCGAACCCCGAAGCCGCGGAGAAGCAAGGGGAUGUGGUUGUGAAGAAGGCAACAGAGUAUGGUGCAGUUGAGAUUUGGAUGAAUGAGCGUGUCAGGAGGGCUUGCGCUAGUAGUUGCGCGGAUUUUCUUUAUGGAUUUCGCGAGAGCAAAGCGAAAGGGAAGGGGGCUGAAGAAUAUUGGCUUAUUUGGCGUUUUGAAGGCGAGGAUACACUUUAUGAUCUCAUGCAAAGCAAGGAAUUCCCUUACAAUGUGGAGACGAAGAUUCUUGGUGAUGUCCAGGACUUGCCAAAGGGAAUAGCAAGAGAGAAUAAGAUCAUUCAAACAGUAAUGAGACAACUCUUAUUUGCUCUUGAUGGACUUCAUUCGACGGGGAUUGUUCACAGAGACAUAAAACCUCAAAAUGUGAUAUUUUCAGAGGGAUCGAGAACCUUCAAAAUUAUCGAUCUUGGAGCAGCAGCUGACUUAAGAGUAGGCAUCAACUACAUUCCCAAAGAGUUCCUUUUGGAUCCAAGGUAUGCUGCACCAGAGCAAUAUAUCAUGAGCACACAAACACCGUCCGCUCCUUCUGUUCCAGUUGCAACAACUUUGUCUCCAGUCCUGUGGCAGCUGAAUCUUCCUGACAGAUUUGACAUAUAUAGCUUGGGUCUCAUAUUCUUACAGAUGGCAUUUCCUUCUUUACGAACUGACAGCAGCCUUAUACAAUUCAACCGCCAACUGAAGAGGUGCGAUUACGACUUAGAAGCUUGGAGGAAUCUGGUGGAGCCACGAGCGUCCACUGAGCUUCGGAGGGGCUUUGAGAUCAUGGAUCUAGACAAUGGCAUUGGAUGGGAACUCCUCACGUCGAUGGUCCGGUACAAAGCGCGGCAAAGGAUUAGUGCUAAGGCCGCAUUGGCACACCCAUACUUCAACCGUGAAGGGCUUCUUGGCCUCUCUGUCAUGCAAAACGUACAGCUGCAACUGUUCCGGGCAACCCAGAAGGACUACAGUGAAGCAGCUCGAUGGGUUAUCGGCCUCAUGGCAAGGUCAGGAACUGAAGAUGUGGGAGGCUUUACAGAAGCACAGCUUCAAGAGCUUAGGGAAAUAAAGCCAAAGAAAGGCAGCGCCCAGCGGAACGUGCUGGCCUCCGUGCUGCGCGUGCAGAGGAAGAUCGUGACAACGAUCAAAGAGAGCAUGGACGAGCUCACCAGCCAGCGCAAAAGCAUCUGGUGGAGCCGGUGGAUACCGAGGGAGUAGUAGGCUGGCGCACCUGUACAUUGCCCUAUUCUUCCGUAUAAAACGUCGCCCAUUAGCACUGGACCACUGGUCAUGGUACAAUAUACAAUACUGCUUACUUCGUACAUGCUGGAGACUGGUGAGUACAAUUUGUCUGAAAGACUGAAGUAACACGAUGUAUAGAUGUAAAUAUUUUGCGCUUGCAAUGAAGCAUCAUAUAAUUUUUUGAGAUC
Messenger RNA from Panicum hallii, 1928 nucleotides. Its product is annotated as serine/threonine-protein kinase STN7, chloroplastic. Gene Ontology annotation, molecular function: ATP binding; protein kinase activity. The transcript has 10 exons. Gene Ontology annotation, biological process: protein phosphorylation. Bases 28 to 1716 code for a protein of 562 amino acids. NCBI's taxonomy places the organism in Eukaryota, Viridiplantae, Streptophyta, Magnoliopsida, Poales, Poaceae. The record is from RefSeq and is a predicted model, not a curated record.